Penicillium manginii is the source of this 990-nucleotide messenger RNA. Its product is annotated as alpha/beta hydrolase. Lineage: Eukaryota; Fungi; Ascomycota; Eurotiomycetes; Eurotiales; Aspergillaceae. The record is from RefSeq and is a predicted model, not a curated record. Bases 1 to 990 code for a protein of 329 amino acids. The transcript has 3 exons.
AUGACCAAUACCCCACCCCAAUACCUACAAGCCAUUCUACCAUCCACUAUUGACACGUAUAAUGCAUGGAUAUCAUCUCAGGGUGCCGUUCCCGCAGUUGAUGUUUUAGCGGCUGACAAUUCAACUCGACUGCUGUGGGUUGGGCCGAAGUAUGCAAGCAAGGUGGUUCUUUUUUUUCACGGCGGCGGAUAUGUGAUGCCUCUUUCCAAGGGACAUCUUGACUGGAUGGCACAUAUAAGAAAAGAGGCAUCAAACACUGGGAUUGAGCUAAGUGUGUGUAUUCUUGAAUAUGGUUCGUACAGUGAGAAAAAUCGAAAGAAAAAAAUGAACGCUAAGUUGUCAGAUUUGAUUCCCGCCAAUCCGUAUCCUAGGCAAAUGUCACAGGGCAUUUCCGCACUUAAACAUCUCCUGAAUUCAGGAUAUACGCCGUCAGAGAUUAUUUUUGGAGGCGACUCCGCGGGAGGCCAUCUGUCCCUAAGUCUUAUGGCGCAUCUACAUCGUCACCGUCCCUUCGAUCCUUUGAAAGAGAGUGCCAUUGAUCUGCAGGGCGCAAUAAGAGGGUGCUUUCUUGUAUCUCCUUUGGCCUCAUUGAACUUCAAUACCGUCUCCUAUUCAAGAUGGUUUAGUGCCGAUGUUUUGAGCCGGAAGAAUGUUGAAAAAUGGGGAAAUUAUCUUGUUGAAAAUUCUCCUUGGCAAGAUGACAUUUCUUCGGGAAAUGCCUGGGGAAUGUCCAUGGGUGUACCCGAAAGCUGGUGGAAAGGCUUUGCGGCUAUCGAGCGCAUCAUUUUAACCGGUGGCAGUGAAGAGGUUUUUCGCGAUCAUAUACAGCAGUUGGGAGACUUGCUGAAAAGGACAAGUGAAGGAGAUGUGACAAUUCACAUGGCUAAUGAAACUCACGACGGGCCAUUGAUGGACUUUGCAGCUGGGAGGCCUCCAAGUGAAACAACGAAGGCCAUCACAGAUUUCAUCAUAUCUUGCUUCGGGGAGUGA